Hypanus sabinus (Atlantic stingray) is the source of this 3027-nucleotide messenger RNA. RefSeq names its product vasodilator stimulated phosphoprotein b (gene vaspb). Gene Ontology annotation, biological process: actin cytoskeleton organization; positive regulation of actin filament polymerization; axon guidance. The record is from RefSeq and is a predicted model, not a curated record. The coding region runs from base 346 to 1578 and encodes 410 amino acids. The transcript is spliced from 14 exons. NCBI's taxonomy places the organism in Eukaryota, Metazoa, Chordata, Chondrichthyes, Myliobatiformes, Dasyatidae. Gene Ontology annotation, molecular function: SH3 domain binding; profilin binding.
UGUGCAUUGUGGGGCUGGGCGGGUGUGUGAAUGCGGGGCUCAGCCAGUGUGUCCCGGAGUAGAGGGGGGAGCAAGCAUGUUGUAACAGGACCGGUGUACACUGUUGAACAGGUACACCGCGCAGUUCGGCAGGAUAUGCACUGUAACCAAUAAAAGCAAAAACACGCCCUUUCAGCUCUCUAACUCUCCCCUUACAUUGCAAGGAAGCAGAGAAAGGCGGGGAGAAAGAGAGAGAGAGAAAAAUCAUCGGUGUGUGGAACCCAAAGAAAAACGCAAGACCAGGAAAUUAGUCUGUAGUACCUCCGCUAGCCUCGAUAGAUCGGUGAAGGUCAAGUCGCACCGAAGAUGAGUGAAACCAGCAUAUGCCAGGCUCGAGCCACGGUGAUGAUCUACGAUGAUGCCAAUAAGAAAUGGGUUCCGGCGGGCACCGGGCCACAGGUCUUCAGCCGUGUCCACAUCUACCACAACCCCGGCAACAACACCUUCCGAGUGGUGGGCCGUAAAAUCCAGCAGGACCAGCAGGUUGUGAUAAACUGCCCGAUCGCCAAAGGCCUCAAGUAUAACCAGGCCACACCAAGCUUCCACCAGUGGAGAGAUAUGCGGCAGGUCUGGGGGCUGAACUUCGGGAGCAAGGAGGAUGCUGUCCUGUUUGCCAACGGGAUGCAACAUGCCCUCGAAAUACUCGACAGCACGGCGGUUGCGGGGCACGGGCCGCCGCGAGCAGUCAACAACGGGCCAACGGCUGAGGAGUUGGAGCAGCAGAGAAGGCAACAGCAGAAGCAGGAACAGCUGGAGCGCGAGCAGCAGGAACGGCGCAGUGCAGUGCCUAUUCCACCAGCCCCUCCUAUGUCUGCUGGAGGGGCCCCGGGACCCCCAGGACCUCCUCCACCUCCUGGACCACCACCGCAAUCGGCAGUGCCUACCCCGCCUGCACCCCCGCCACCCUCGGGUGGAGGACCCCCGCCUCCGCCACCCCUCCCCCCCUCCUCCAGCUCGGGAGAGGACGGUCCCGCGGCAGGUGGGGGGCUGGCUUCUGCUCUGCUAGGUGCCAAGCUAAAGAAAGCAGCCAAGCAGCCCGAGGAGAACGCUGGUAGCUCGAGCCCGAAGAUCGGUGGUGGAGGAGGGGGAGGAGGAGGAGGAGGAGGAGGCGGAGGGGGAGGAGGAGGAGGAGGCGGAGGCCUCAUGCAGGAGAUGAGUGCCAUGCUCGCUCGAAGGAGGAAAGUGACUGACAAACCACCCCCAAAGAAGGACGAAGAACCAAGUCAAGAUGCAAACCCGGUGACGAAGGCGCCUGCUCUCCAGAGCACUGAGUCAGUGAAGAGACCGUGGGAGCGAAACGCCUCCACAAUGCCUAGAAGUAACUCCAGUGCGAAGACCACAGACUCGUCCGGAGGCUCCCCGAGCUUGGUUUCCCAUAGAAUGAAGCCCACCCAUAGUGCUAACGAAGCGAGCUCAGAAGAUGGCGAUGCCGAUCGGAUGAAGCAGGAGCUGCUGGAGGAAGUGAAGAAGGAACUGCAGAAAGUCAAAGACGAGAUAAUUGAAGCUGUUCGGCAAGAGAUGCGUCGCCUGACUUCGUAAGAGUUUUCGCGUCAGUAAUCGCGAGCUUCAGACCCGCCAGCAAACAGAGAUGAGCCCGCCGUGGCCAAGGAGCACAAAAGACUUAUUGUUCAAAUCUCGAAAAGGAAAAAAAAAUUGUUUGGAUGGGGAAUGAUAAGCGCACCUCUAACCCAGUUUCAACAAUGAGUUUCUGUUUGUUUCAUUUGUGCCUUCUUUAUUAAUUCUGCCUUUUAUUUUUGGAUUUCUUGAUUAUCACUCAAGGUAUGUAUGACUUUCCUCAUAUUAAAAUAGCGGUGAGGGUUUUUGUUGACUGUUCAUUAGCUUUCCGGCUGUAGAAACUUCCCAAUGUAAUUUUAUUUUCCCGGUUUUGUGAUCGACUGAGACAGACAAGUGGGGAGACGUUAUGAUGGUUAGUUGUAAGGGGUGGAUUUUAAAAGUGGCCGCAGUCCUUUGUAUACUGAGUGUUCGACCAGUAUUCAUUUACUGGUCAGUGUCACGGGGAUGUGCCCAAACUGAAAUGCUGGCGUGGCCAAAUGUGUAAAAUGGAGCUGUCCAGAUCGUGUUUCCAUCCGGAGAAUCCGCCUCGGCUUUAUUGUGUGGCUCUGAUACUGAGUGUCUCCCUCUCUGAAGUCUGCCGCGGUUAAGGAUGGCUAGGCUUCGCCUGAGGUCUGUUGAGGUCAUCAUCGUCUGUUCCCUCCCCCCACCCCUUUCCUCACCCACCGCGCCCCUCCCCAACACCGAGAGAGUGAACCGCUGGGCGUAAGUUGGAGCCCUGAGCUGCCCAAUCCCCCAACCCCCUUGGGUCUGGGGUCUCCAGUACUUGAUACUCCCUCGAGUGACCAAUGCCUCAGGAGGGGGUGGCAGUGUCCCAUAAUGCAAGCCCUGUUUAAGUAGGCACCGGGCAAAUGCAGAUACAUAGAUCAGGGUGGAUGUGUGUCUGUAACUGGACGGGCGAGUGUUACAGCCCAGGAGCAAUAAAAUGAGGCUCUCCAUUCGCCACCGGCUCUGCCAACUUUCCCAUUUCAAUUAGCUGGGUUACUGGGCGGGGGAGUGGGAGACAUCUUGCUCGCGUAUGGCAGUGAAGGGUUCUCCUUCAGGGACCAGGCCUCAUGAGGUCAAAAUAAAGCCUCUUUGUUGAACAGUCUUAGCCAAAACUGACCCUGGGAGUAGUGAGUCUUCUCCCCAACUGUUUAUGCACCUUUCUGGGGCCGAGGGACAGAUUCAUUUCCUUCUGCUGAGAAUCUCACAUGGGUUUGGGAAGGGGGUAGGGUGGGGAGAAACAAGGAUCGGGCUUAUCACAUUGGGAUUGGGAGGGAUUCUAGUUAGCUUCGUACGUGUACGUGAUUGCCAACUUGAACUGGGAUGCUCUAUCUGUAGGUUGUCCAUUUUGGCUUGUGUUUUUUUACAUUAUUUUCUAUAAAGUGUAAACACUGGAUGCCUUUAUAUUAAAUAUAACUGCUUUUGGUUUGA